AUGGAAAACCUACUGAAGCUGUGUCUUUUUCUUCUCUGCUGUGAAACAGGCUUUGCUCUACAGUGUGUGAAGUGUCCAUCUUACAAGAAAGGGAACUGUGUCCAAAAGAGUGAGAUAUGCAAUACACAACAUGGUGAAAUGUGUAUGAUCCGCAGAACCUGGUAUGCAACUGAAAUUCAUAAUCUUCAAGAUGCUGAGACUAAGUGCAUGAAUUCUUGUAAAUCUGAAGAAAAAACUUCUGGAUAUCUAACAAUACAUACAUACUGCUGUAAUAAUGAAGAUUUCUGCAAUGCCAUUGAUUUACCAAUCAUAAUGACUUAG
Molecule: messenger RNA, 321 nt
Organism: Apodemus sylvaticus (European woodmouse)
Lineage: Eukaryota; Metazoa; Chordata; Mammalia; Rodentia; Muridae
Product: acrosomal protein SP-10-like
Exons: 3
Coding region: 1-321 (106 amino acids)
Source: RefSeq, a predicted model, not a curated record